This is a messenger RNA of Xyrauchen texanus (razorback sucker), 477 nucleotides long. RefSeq names its product calmodulin-like protein 4. The coding region runs from base 1 to 477 and encodes 158 amino acids. The transcript has 5 exons. Gene Ontology annotation, molecular function: calcium ion binding. NCBI's taxonomy places the organism in Eukaryota, Metazoa, Chordata, Actinopteri, Cypriniformes, Catostomidae. Gene Ontology annotation, cellular component: myosin II complex. The record is from RefSeq and is a predicted model, not a curated record.
AUGGUGAGAGACUGUAUGGCAAAAUUCUUAUCACAAACUCAGAUUGAUGAGUUCAAAGAAUGUUUCUCCCUUUAUGAUAAGAAACGAAAGGGGAAGAUUGAUGCCAAAGACCUUAUCACGGUUAUGCGCUGCCUGGGUACAAGUCCAACUUAUAGUGAAGUGGACAGACAUCUACAAGUCCACAAAAUAGAUAAGACAGGGGAGCUGGACUUUUCCACCUUUCUAACCAUGAUUCACAGACAGAUGCAGCAGGAGGAUUCUAAGACUGAAAUUCUGCAGGCUAUGCGUAUGACAGACAAACACAAGAAGGGUUACAUUCUGGACUAUGAGCUGCGGGCCAAACUCACUGGCCUGGGAGAAAAGCUCACUGAUAAAGAGGUUGAUGAUCUUUUUAAGGAGGCUAAUGUCGGGCCUGAUGGACGUAUUCAUUAUGAGGAGUUCACCAGAAUGGUCACACUUCCUACAGUGGACUACUAA